AUGAGUCAUGCUCUGACAGGAAAUAUCUAUCUAUCUAUCUAUCUAUCUAUCUAUCUAUCUAUCUAUCUAUCUAUCUAUCACUUUCUCUUUCUUUCUCACUCUCUCUUUCUAAGUAUCUAUCUAUCUAUCUAUCUAUCUAUCUAUCUAUGUUUUUUAUCUCAAGUGUCGGCAGCGAUAUUUUUUUCAUAUAUAACACUAUCUUUGUUAUUCUUCUGUCUCUCUUUCUCUCUCUCAUUUUCUGUCUAUCUAUCUAUCUAUCUAUCUAUCUAUCUAUCUAUCUAUCUCUCUGUCUCUGUCUCUCUGUCUCUUAUUAUUGAUUAUUACAUAUUUCUUAUCUAUUUGUAUCUCUCUCUAUCUCUCUCUAUCUCUCUCUCUCUCUCUCUCUCUCCCUGUCUCUCUCUCUCCCUGUCUCUCCAUUUAUUUUUCUUACUUUCUUUUUAUUUUGUGUCAUUCUUUUUCCUUCUUCAGUUUACACUUCCUGUUGCCUUUCUGCCGCAAUAUCUUUCUAUUACCAUUUUAUGUGUCUCGUUCAUUCUUACAUUUGUUCAACAUUUCUUUAUCAAGUUUCCUUCUGAUUCGAUUUUAAAUUUACUACAUUUAUCCUUUACUUCUCAACUCAUCUGCCGCUACUUUUCUAUCUUGUUCACUUUACUUUUUUUCACAUUUUUCUUCUUUCUCUUUGUCAUCUAUUUUUUUUCCGUUCGACAUUUUUAUUACGUAUUGUUUUUGUUUAAUACCUUCCAGCAUUCAUUUGUCAAUUUAUGUAAUGUUUUUCUUUGCAUCCUUCGUUUAUUUUCGUUUUUCCACCAAUCCUUUUAA
Molecule: messenger RNA, 819 nt
Organism: Acanthosepion pharaonis
Lineage: Eukaryota; Metazoa; Mollusca; Cephalopoda; Sepiida; Sepiidae
Source: the annotation of a GenBank genome assembly